Molecule: messenger RNA, 222 nt
Organism: Auxenochlorella protothecoides
Lineage: Eukaryota; Viridiplantae; Chlorophyta; Trebouxiophyceae; Chlorellales; Chlorellaceae
Exons: 3
Coding region: 1-222 (73 amino acids)
Source: RefSeq, a predicted model, not a curated record
AUGACACAAACUUCCUUACCCUUCUCCGUCAGAUUCGUGGGCUUCAAUUACACAUCUAUGCGUCUUUGGAUGCAGUAUCAAGGGAUUGAGAGCGAGGACUUUGCAGCCCCAGAUGGCUCUGACAGCGCAAAUGGUCCCGUGUGGUUUGAAGGUUUUGCGCAGAGCCUCACUCUCUUCGUGUUGAGCUGGGUCAUCAGCUACUCCGUCAUUGGGUCCUUGUGA